UUAAAGCUUCGUAGUGUGGUGAAGUGAUUGGUUUGGUCGGUGGGUGGAGUGAAGUUUACAAAGAAAAAUUCAGUCUCCUCUGUUUAAUGACGGCUCUCCCGGCGUUUUCCGCUCUCAGUGCUAGUGUGAACCGCUCACUGGAUACCUACCCCAGUAGUGGCAGACAGAGUAGCUAAAGUUUUCCUUCAUCGGACAUCAUAACACAUUCUCCCUUGUGAUCGUAAGCAAGCAAAACUUUUCCUCCCAGUGUGUAGUGGAGCCGCCUGGUCCUAACAUUAAUGAAAAAGUUGAAAGUUGUAGAUGCGAGAUUACGUUUCCUAUGACCCGUAGUCAGAAAUCCUUAACCCUAGGCAUUUUGUUGUAACGCAAGGACACUGUAGUGGCUGCCGGAUAAGAAGAAACGUAAAAAAAGUUCCGGAUUUUGUGAUUUGUUUCUCAGCUAAAGUGGAAAGAAAAGCGUGUGAAUAAUCAUUUGCUCGCGAUGUAGUAGUGCAAGGCAACAAAGAAUCCCGUUCAGUCUUAUGCAGGAUAAAACAUAGAGCAAGUGUUGGUUCUUAUUGUGACGAAGCUCCCAUAUUAGCGGAAAUAGUGCUAGCUAGAAUUUCAAAUUUAUAUUGUUCCGAUAAAAGAGAGCGGCCUAUGUUUCGGUAUAUAUUGUCAAGUAAAAAAAGUUCAACAGUUAUCCGUGUGAAACUAGAAACCAAAAUCCACAGUCGGUCUGAAAGACGGUAACAACUAAUCGCCUAAUGUAUUAGCCUUGGUAAACAAAGUAGGUAGUAUUCCCUUUUAACUUUUACUCCUGCUCUAAGGCUCAACGUUAUUGAAAUCAUCACGGGAAAACGAAUGGUACUAAAUUUACCCGUAGACCCUUUUCCGUUGGUCCACAACUUUUUCUUAUACUGCUGGUAGUUUGGAGGAAUCUUUUCUGGAUAUUUUCCCAGAAAUCUACGAGUUUCUAGUGUUUUUAGCCUACAAACUCCAAAAAAAAAAUCUGGUGAAAGUGUGUUUCUCACUAAAAAGUGUGAAUUAAGCGUUUAAGUGUUGUUCUGAUAUUUAGGCAAAAAAAGUGUUCAGUGCGUGUCGAUGUUCAAUUGUGUAUCAUUCCGAUUGUACUUGCUAACCAACCGUGGCAUGAACUGAAGGCAGCGCAGAACGAAUAGAAGAGAGUGAAGGUUCGAGCGAGCACUCGAGGUAAGCGAAACUUCUCUCGAGCCAAGUUUCGCUGCUGCGGAAUUCUGCAUAAAAACCCUGCUCUUGUCCUGACCGGAACCAGAAUAACAACAUCAACAUCGAAAAUGUCGGCAAAUGAUGCUAACUUUAUGCUAUUUCCCAAAAUUGGCGAUUGUUCCUACGAUUCGUGCUAUUGCGAGGAAAACGUGUGGAAACUGUGUGAACAGGUGAAGAAAACACAUCCGGCGGAACUGCCGAAGUCUUAUGCGGUGUUCGUGUCGAACGAGAGGAGAACCGUGCCGCUGUGGAGGCAGAAGGCGGGCCGAGGUGAUGAGAAAUUGGUGAUAUGGGAUUAUCACGUUUUCUUCAUGCACAACCCGUCGCCCAACCGGUGUCUGGUGUUUGACUUGGACACCACGCUACCCUUCCCGACCUAUUUCCACAAGUACGUCACGGAAACGUUCCGCUCGGACUACGCGGUGACGCCCGAACAUCACAGAUUUUUUAGAGUAAUACCUGCCGAAAAAUACCUAGCGGAGUUUUCAUCGGACAGAAGACACAUGCGUAGACCGGACGGGUCCUGGAUAAAGCCUCCGCCAUCGUAUCCGCCUAUUCAAACUAACACCAAUACCCACAGUCUCGAUGAUUUCAUAUGUAUGAAACCCGGAAAAGGACCGGGCUGCGUGUACGACCUGCUACACUUCGUGCAGCAAUUCUACAAACCUCCUGACAGGAAUAUCACCAAAACUCAGAACUAAAUUACGCUUAACGGGUAUGCUGGGUAUCCAGCCUGGACGGCCGUAUUCUGCUUUCUGCAUCUGGCCCUGCGGAACCGGCGUGUGAAGUUUGUAAUUAUAAUGUUGGCUGCGAAAUCGUUACUCUUCGUUGUUUUCACGCUUUUAAUCGGUGGUAAGCUUAAUUAUUUCCACCAGGUGGAAAAAAAUGCCGAAGGUUUGACUAAAGGGGGGAUGAAAAAAAAGAAAGAGAGUAAGAAAAACUUUACCGAAAGGGUGCAGUGUAGAACGAACAACAAUUUAUAGUUAAAUAAUGUACGAAAGAUGUAACACAAACAAGAAAAAAACUGAUCAGAAAUUUUAUGAAGAAAAUAACUAUUUCAAUGUGAGCGCGUCCAACAACAAGACAAAACAAAAAGGUGUAGAGUCAUAUUUGAACGUAUGUUUUCGUGUUAUUGAUUACUAGCUAAGCAAAAGAUAGAUAAACAGUCUAACUAACAUUACGGUUACAAUUGAUUAUUAUCAUAUUACAUUCGAAAAGUUAUACUGCAAAAGACAAACGUGGGUACGAAAUAAAUAACCCAGGCAACAACAAAAAAAAUGCAUUUAAUGGCAAACCGAUACAACUGAAAUAGAGCGAUAAAGCAAAGGCGAAAUAGAAUUGAAUGUUAAUUGAAACACCUUUCCCGAACAUUCUAUGCACAAAAAUAUUCAACGUAAAACUGAUACUAUUUAUCAAAACGCAACAACAAAGCAGUUAGCGGCGCAUAUUUUUUAUAAUACACAUCUUUCUUGAAAAUUUUAAUUACAAUCACUUUUUUUUAUCCGACACAGGUAUCAUAAUAGAAAAUAAGUCCGAUAUUUUUAGAAACUACAAUAAUGUGAUAUUAGUUGACUAAUGGUAAACUUUUCUUCAAUCUUGUCACUUUCCAUGACUUUGUUCCAUUUGUUUUUGUUUUAUCUCCGACGAUAGCUAUAAAGACUGUGGAAGUGCUUGUUUUUCAGUGGAAACAAUAUAUUUUAUUUUUAUUGAAUAUACUGUUAAUAUUAGACGCCCACAACAGGAUUAGUAUUCUCAAGAUUCAGCUCGGACUCCUUUUUGGCUUCUUUUUCCAAUCUUUGUUCAAUUUGUUCAAUGGUUUCGGCUUCCGAGACAUGUUCACUAAGAUGUACUUUCGUGAAUGCUUAAAACUUUUCAAUUAGUCAAAUUCGCGGCAAUUUGGUGCAUCCAUGUCUUUUGCAACGAAAGCGUUGGACUCGCUUUUUUUUCGAAAUUUGAGAUUUUACUCUCGAAAAAUAUUCAAAGUAUUGUCCAUACUUUUUCCUAUCUUUCUGAUAAUUCAGAAACACCGUUUUUCACCUUAAUUGGAGAAGUCAGGCCAAGCUACAUUGAUCGGAACAAAUAGUAAUUGGAAAGAGUACUGUCUUGUCAUGUUGCAAAACUACUUUGUCGUGUCUAUGGGUGUUAUGCGGUCGUUUGUCUUGCAAUGCUCGGCUCAAACGAAUCUAUUAUCGUUGGUGACAUUCUCCCGUGGUUGCAGUAGCUCAUAAUACACUACACCCAGCUCGUUCUACCAAAUGCAAAACCUUUAGGCCAUGAUUAUUCUGAACGGCCGUCGAUGAUGAUGAAUGACCGGGGUAUCCAUACGUUGCCCGAUGUUUUGCAUUAUCAUAAUAGACCCACGUUUCAUCGCCAGUAACAGUUCGAUGGAGAGAAAAAAACCUUUUCUUUUGUACCGUUGAAGCAGUUGUACGCACGUGAAACAAUGGAGCUCGACGACCCUUGGCCUCAAUUCAUACGGCGUCUAAUUGCCUACCUUUCGGAUCAUUCUCAUUGCUUUUAAACGUUGUCAAAUGGCUGGCCGAGUAACUUCGAGUGAUUUUACAAGUUCUUCUUGCGUUUGUGAGGGGUCUUGAUCGAGAAAUUCCUCCAAUUAUUCAUCUCCAAACUUUGGCGGCGUUCCUUGUUUUCCAAAUCAGUCCAGUUCUAUAAGUACCGAAAACAAUGGUCAAAAGCUCUAAAACAAACGUCAUUUUGUUUUCUCAUAAGCGACUAGACCAGAUGUCGGCAACAUGCGGCUAUUUGGAUACGAAGCUGCGGCUCUUCAGUUCUAUGCGCAAAUAUUGUUUAUUUAAAAAAAGGUACUUAAAAAUAGUAUUAUUAUUGGAAAGUUUUACUUUGUGUUAUGCUAUGCUUCUGACAUUAAUUACUUUUUAACUGGUUCUCACAAAUUUCAUCCUUUUCAAAGGUUAUAGUCAGAUAAGCAUGUGAUAUUUCUCUCCAACAGAAAUUCCAAUCGUUAUACCAUAUUGGAUAGCUUGGACUGGAGACAAUUUCCCUAAAAUUUCAACCAUUUAACAGCCAUAUUGACAGAGCUAGGGUGAUUCUAUUGAUUUUCAUUUAUUUGAGCAACUCGAAAAGUUUGUAAAAAUCAAAGAUGUUUUCGGUAUUGUCAGAUAAUUAAAGAUAUAAUUGAAGGUGCAUUUCUUGCAUUAAAAUACAUGAAAAAAGUUGAAACAAAUAUUGACACACUUCUGAUUUUGUUACCCCUUCUGAUUUUUUUUAAUAAUAACUGAAUAAUUUGUGGACACGUUGAAGUGCUUCGGUUUCAUAUUUUCUAAAAAUGUGAGAAAGCACAAUAUUUGAGUUUUCUGAAAAUAAAUUAACAAUCAACCUUGCGUCUCCAUUGAAAUUUUAUUAGAUGAAAACGCAUGAUGCAUAAGGUGCAAUGUACAAUGUUAGGAAAACAGUCAAUGUUGCAUAACGCAAAUACAGUUUUCAUCGCUGUCGUUGAUCGGAAAUUCAAUAGAGAAAUAUCAGUUUGUUUGUCUAAUUUUCCUAAAUCAACUGAUGUAUUUUUCUUGAAGUUUCAUCAAGCAGUAGCGGAGAAAAUUUGCUUGUAUGUUUUUCAACAAUGGCUGCUUUCCUAGGAUUGCAAGUAGAACCAUAACUACUAGAGCUAAUAAUAAUAAUAAUAAUAAUUCUUUUAAUAGAGCUUCAAUGGAAACGCAUGAUCGAAAAUGUAAGCCUUCCCGACAAUGCUCAAAACAUCUCAGAUUGUACUUUUCUUUACAUUUCCUCUUAGACUCGUCAGUGCAGAGCAGUUCAAAUUGAACUGCUUAGUGCUAACUUAAACAGUUCAACUUGAACCGCUAUGCAAACUCAAAGAUAAAAUUUGCAAAACACUUUUUCAAUUGAUACCGAAGUGCUAUGUCUUUUCUGACGUGCCGAAUGAAACUGACGAGUCUAAGACGAAACGUAAAGAAAAGUGAAAAUGGUUAUGUGCCCUAAGCACAAACUUAGGAUAACCCCUAAAUGAUCUCUGAUUUUUACCUUUUUUUAUAAAUAUAAAAAAUAGGUAUAGAAUUCGCUCAAACUUUAGACAAAUUUUCCGAGGCCCGGAGGGCCGAAUGUCAUAUACCAAUCGAUUCUCAGCUCGACGAACUGAGCAAAUGUUCGUGUGUGUAUGUGUGUGUGUCUGUAUGUGUGUUGUCAACUAAGACGUCGAGAUCUCAAAGAUGGCUAAACCGAUUUUGAUCAAACUAGUCGCAAAUGAAAGGUCUCCCCGUCACUCUGAAUAACAGGAUGAUGAAUUUUUAAAAUUCAAACCGAUAUAGAAGAUGACAAUCCCGAAAGCUUUAAAAUUGGACCCAAACUAUUGCAAUUUAUUCGGCAUAUGGCCAUACAAAUCGGUUUUGGUUAUGCUGGUUCCUGAAUACCGGCUCUGGAAGUACCUCAAAUUACCGUAAACUCUAAAGUGGAGCUUACUUUGACAUCUCACGGAAUGUUCAAUCGAUUGUCACACGUUAUGAUUCAAAUUCGAUCUGAUUUUCAGCUUGGACAUUACAGGGUAAUGAGUGAUUGGAAUUUCAUAUAGCCGCUUAAAACGACGGUCAUUGAAAUAAUGUCAUGAGAAUUGAAACACCGAAGAAUAUUCAUGCAAAAAACAUAUGCGGAUUGAUAAAAAAAGGUAUCAUCUCACUGCUAGGUGGAUUAAGCACGUUUUACCUUUUUUAUAUAUAUAUAAAAAAUAGGUAUAGAAUUCGCUCAAACUUUCGAAAACUUUUCCGAGGCCCGGAGGGCCGAAUGACAUAUACCAAUCGAUUCAGCUCGACGAACUGAGCAAAUGUCUGUGUGUGUGUGUGUGUGUGUGUGUGUGUAUGUGUGUGUGUCUGUAUGUGUGUUGUCAACUAAGAGGUCGAGAUCUCAGAGAUGGCUGGACCGAUUUUGAUCAAACUAGUCGCAAAUGAAAGGUCUCCCCGUCACCCAGAACGCUAUUGAAUGGUUUUGAGAUCGGAUGUUUACUUUUUGAAUUAUACGAAGUUUUAUGUCAAAAUUUUCAGUUUUUUGACAGUAUCUGUCACAUUUGACCUUGAAAACAGAAUAUGUUUCCAGACUUAGAUUUCGCUCGGUAAUACCUAUCCGACAAGCCAUAGAUUGUUAAAAUCCGUCCAUUUUUAACGGAGAUAUCGAUAUUUUUGUGUAAGCCUUAUUCCAGUAGAAGGAAUUUUGAGCGCUGUAUGAAAAAGCAAUGCUUGGGAGCAACAUGAAACACGAUUUUUUAUACUGUUACAUAUAAUUGUUUCUAAGUACCAAAAAGACUGUGUACAGCAUCCUUUUUUAUGACAAUUUGCCUCGGACCAUUAUUCAGCAUUAUCUAGUUGAAAGUAAUUCUAUAAUUAUAUUGAUUUAAACUACUUACAGCAAUAAAUGCUGGAAGAACAUGACUUCCAUAUACCAUACGACUCAGUUCGUCGAGAUCAGCAAAUGCGUGUGUGACAAAUAAUUUCACUCAAUUUUCUCGGAGAUGGUUAAACCGUUUUCUACAAACUCAGAUUCAUAUGAAAAGUCGUAUACUCCCAAACAAGGUUCCUGAAUUACGUUUGGAUCCGACUUCUGAUUGCGGAACCACAGGAUGAUAUGUGAAACGAAAUUAAAAUAAUGCAAUUAAUUUUUCUCGUAGAUGGCUGAACCGAUCUAAGAUUCAAAUGAAAUCUAAGAAUCAUCUAUGAUUCAAAUGAGAGGUCUUAAAAUCCUAUAAAACCUCUUACUUUUUAGUCAGAUCCGACUUCUGGUUUAGAAAAUGCAGGGUGAUUAGUAUAAAAAUGUUCAUUUCACAUAAAUUAAUCAGGUUUAUCGGGUUUGCAGAUUUGGAUAGUCGAUUACCAAAUAAAUUUAUUUCAGUUUGAGCGGUAUUCGUUUUUGGAUUCGGAAUGUACCCCCAAAUUUUAAUUCGCACUACAACUUCUCAAAGAUGUCUACACACUCCUCAGGUGAAUUUAACUGAUUUCGGCUACACCGAUUUUAGAAUUCCGGUUCCAGUAUCGAAUCGAUUCUCAAAGCUCAAUCAUUUUCUCAAAAAAGACCAAAUCGAACUUCAAAAACAAAUAUUACAGGACUUAAGGUUCCAUACAAAAUUGGUGAAUUUUAUCCGAUUCUGGAAUUACAGAUGAUGAGUUUAUAAAUUUCAUGUAAAUUGUUUGGCGUAAUAAUUUAUGGCCAUUCGAAUCAUUUUGGGCUAUGCUAAUUCCUGAAUACCGGCUCUGGAAGUACCAUAAAUAAUGACGAAAAACUCUAAAGUGGAACUUACUUCGACAUCUCAUGGAAUGUUCAAUCGAUUGUCGCACGCUAAGAUUGAAAUUCGAUAUGUUUUGCAGUUUCGGCAUUACAGGAUAAUGAGUGAUUAAAAUCUCAAUUUGCCGUUUAAAACGACGAUAAUUAAAAUAAUGUCAUGAGAACUAAAACACCUAAGAAUAUCCAUGCAAAAACACAUGCGUAUUGAUAAAAAAAAGGUAUCAUCUCACUGCUAGGUGGAUUAAUCACGUUUUUUUCUAAAUUUUCGGUGAAGCGGUUGCUUUAAAAUUCAAAUAUAAUGAACAUCAUUAGAACCAACAGCUCCGCCAAUAUGGCUGUGAAAGAGUUGAAAUUCUGGAAAAUUGUCUCCAGUUAGAGCUCUUACAAAUGUGAUCUGACACAAUGAUUUUUCGUUGGAGCGGAUUCCUCGUUUUACAGUUAGUUGUCAUAAACUACCAAAUUUACAGAAAUUCGGUGACUGUAAUUUGAUAAUAUAUUUAAUGCUGUAUUUUUACCGUAUUCGCUGAUUAUGCUGAUUUACCGAAAAACUAUAAUUAUUAAAAAAAAAAAUAAAACAACGCGUUAUAAAAACACGCAUAAUUCUGCAAAACAUAUUGUUUUUUUUUUCUUAUGAAGGGUGAUUUUUUGCUGGUAUCUUUUUGGCAACACUGUUUUAGACAGAUCACGCGUGAAAUAAGACACGUCUUGUGUCAUUGCCAAACUUGUUCAGAUUGGUCUAUAAUUUAAUCAUGAAUCGACUUACAACAUCUAACAUUUGGCAAUUUCGCGCUGUCAAAAUUGGAUGAAGAUACACUUUUUGAUCGAAAAAUAGUGUUCAGCGACGAUACUCAUUUCUGGUUGAAUGAAUACGCCAACAAGCAAAAUUGCUGCAUCUGGAGUGAAGACCAGCCAGAAGCAUUACAAGAGCUACCAAUGCAUCCCAACAAAGUCACUGUUUGGUAUAGAUUAUAGGCCGGUGGCAUCAUCGAGCCGUAUUUCUUCAAAGGAGACGAUGGUGGAACGUUACUAUGAAUGGCGUUACUAAUUGAACUUGCCUGGCACGCGAAAGAAUGACCGUCUUCGGUGAACAGUUUAUCUCACGUUUUGGGCCCGUCAAUUGGUCUCCUAGAUUUAACGCCUUUAGACUAUUUCUUGGGCGGCCAUGUUAAGGUUCACGUCUCCAAGCGUAAAACAAAAACGAUUGACGUACUGGAAGCCAAUAUUGAAGCGUUUAUUUGUGAAACACCGGCCGAUAUGUUGAAGAGAGUAUGCCAAAAUUGGAUAUUGCGCAUGGGCCAUCUAAUGCGAAGCCGUGGCUAACAUUUGCAUGAAAUCAUCUUAAAACAUCGUUAUAUCGUGAUCGUUCUAUCGAUUCCAAUAAAGAUUUCAUUAUUUUUUUCAAAUUGUUUUUGUUACUUCUGAAAAUCAAAUCCUAUACCUCUUAUAAAAUCACCCUUCACUUACCGAAAGUUUUCAUCAAAAAAUUACCAAAUAGCGAAAUUAAAUCUAGAUGUGUCAGGCUAAAUUUAAUGAGUUGAAUCAAAUAUCGUUUUGGCUUGGCGAUAACUGAAAAUAACCCAGCUACAACCACAUGUGGAAUCAGAACAAAAUGGCUCAAGUGGCAUGUUCCCCUGGAUAUUUUGAGAUUUGUGCCAAUACAUUUAACAGCAGUUGCACUCAGUAAUGGAAUGGGCGCGAAACUCAAACCACAAUAAAACUGUAAAGACUGGAACACUCAUCCUAUGUUUUGUCAAAAGAAUGGGUUUGCUUCGAAAAAAAAAUCAAUUGUUUUGAAGCGAAAUUUAAAGCGAAGAAGUACUUAAUUUUCAAUGUGUAAAACAAUAUUUCCCUAAAACCAGUACAUCUGUUGAUACGAAUUACUUCAGUACUGGUAUAGACAAAAUUGAAAACGAAUUUGAUGACAGGUUUCAGCAAUUCAAAGUCAACAAAUCCACUCAAACAUUUAUAGUAAAUCUUGUUAUCACAAAUAAUAACGACAGCCACUUUGAGCCAAUCCAAAUAGUUGAUUAGCCUGUAAAAAUUUUUUUUAUCCACCUUGAUGUAAUUCUCAUAUUAUCUAUAUUUUCAAAAACAUCACUAGAAGAUUCUGUCAAGAUUUUUUUUUCCAAACUUGAAUAAAAUCAAAAACUUUCUCUGGUAUAAACUACCAUAACCUGUUCAAUUUGUAAACAGUAAUUUCAAUUUAAUAUAGAUUUAAAUGUAUCAACCCUGCACGCUAUACAAUAUUGAAUAAAUCACGCUGUGUGUUAGGCGGUGGUGUUUUCUUCUUCCUUGCCAGCACGUAUCGGUGCGUACCGAUUUUGCAUCCUUUUGUAUGACAGUUGGAAAGUUUUGAUACUCAUUGCCCUAUAAUUUCGGAACCUAUCUUUUAGGAAAAUGAGAGCUUUAAUUUGAAUCAUGAUUUGUAAAAAUCGGUUAAACGGUUGCUGAAAAAUCGAAGUGAAUUUCGUUUUUUGAGCUUUUCAUCACUACUACCGGUGCUUUCGGAAGCGGAAACCGAGGUCUGUCAACUACCUGAAUUUAAGAGUGAAUUUUACAAAAAUUUGCACCUCGUUUCGCCAUCAUUUGUGAGAAAAUCCCCAUGAAAUUGAAAAAUGUUAAUUUAUUGCGCUGUAAUACCAGAACCAAAAGUCGGAUCUGGAUCAACUUUUCGGGGACUUUUUAAAAGAAUUUCAUUUGGAUCUUAGUUUGUGAAAAUCAGUUAAGAAAUUUCCGAGAAAAUUGAAAGCGCAUUUUCUCAUAGAUUUGCACAUAGUGCCUUGUAAUUCCAGAACCGGAAGUCGGAUAAUGAUAAAGCGCAAUAGCGAGCCAUGGGAUCAUAAGAUCAUAAAAUCGGUCAAGCCAUCUCUGAGAAAAGUGAGUGACAUUUUUUGUAAUAAGCAAUGCAUGCCGCUGAAACAAUAGUUCGAAAAAUGUUCAAUACUGCUGUUAUAGCGACGCGAAAACACGAAGCUAACGCACCUAUUUUCAUCUUAGCCGAUUUUUCUCUAACUAAUGGUUUUAGUAAAUAGGAUGACAGAUGGAGCUGAGAUGACUACUGGAGCCGUUACCCUACAAGACAACUUUUCAUGGAGCUCGCUAUUAUGGUGAUGUUCAUAGAAAUGCGGCUUGAGAGUGGGGUUGGCCUGCGUGCAAUUGAACGCACGCUUGAGAGACUCUUUUUCUCUCCGAUUAUCAAUUUGAGUUUUCGUGUUUCGUUUUCCACUCAUCAAUGCAAUGGCAGCUCCAAUUGAAUUGCUAUUACCACCUAGCAGUUCAUCCCGGGCUGGCGGUUCAAUGCAUAGGACGCUGGUCUUACAAGCCAGUUGCCUUUUGUUUGAGCCCCGACCUGGAAGGAUUCUUAGCGUCAGUAGGAUCCAUAGUACUAGCCAUGCAAUGAUUCUGUACGCUAUAUGAAUCGGCUGCGAAGUCUGUUGAAACAGAAAGGCCAAAUUCCACAAAAGGAAUGUAAUGCCAAGACUUUGCUACCGAGCAGUUCAACUCAAACCGCUAAGCAACUACAUCUGAAGGUUUAGAGAUAAUUUUCAUGUAACGUGUCCUAGUCAAUCAGAAAGUACGGCAGACACGGAUAAACAAAAUUUUUGAAACAAUAGUUUAAAAAACUAGAAAAUAGAACGGAGGUAAAAAAAAACACAUGGUUUAUAGACCGGAAAGUGACAGAAACUCGAUUCAAUAUCUUUGUGUUAGUACAGGAGAGGAAUAAUUUUGUGCGUUGAGUUACAAGUAUAAGUAUAGUAAAUUUUCUACUUCCUAUUAGUAAAUUACUGUGAAAGCCGAAAUUGUUUUGAAUAGUUGAGACAGUACUAAACGAAUUGUUACAGAACUGCUUAGAACUGGAAGGCCUACUUAUCGCUAUAUCACUGAAAAUUAAUGAUGCUGCGUAUUGUAUAAUCAAAAGUAUUUUUCCUUUUAUGAGACGUUUUACUACACCAUUUUGCAAUAUCCUGAAUCAAUCGAAUGAGUAUAAUCAUGAGAGCCAAAUUUUGAAAUAGUGAUGCAAAACAGCUCAAGAACUGAUAGACAUAAACGGCUAAUUUGCAAUCAUCAGCAGUGCCAGCACAAUUUCUGUCAGAGAAUAUCAUCUAGUGCAGGCGAAGUGUUAGUGUUAAUCCUAAGAUUGUUACUCUUUUCCACUAUUCUUCAUCGUUAAGGGCAUAUGGUAGGAAGAGUGAUUAUAUUACCAAAUACAUACCCGAUGCAUUAUUUAUCCUAGCUAAAUCAUCUACAUAUUGUUGACAUUUGAGUAAUUUUUCCCGUGUUUCUAUUUAAUCAAUGGUACUAAAACUUUUAUCGGAUUUUUGACUAUAGUUGAUCCUAAAUCCUCCAUGUAAUACUUUUUUCAUAUUAACGGAUUUGGACAGACCGCGGCAAACUGAAAUUAGAUCUGCUUCAUUGAUUAAACUCUUAUUAACGACGUUUUUCCAAUUUUACUUCACUCUUUCCACUUCCAUAACAGACCAAAUUCAAACACACCGAGCCGGAAAAAUAGAAUCAUUUUUUCUCACACAUACUUCAACAAGCAUCUUCACUAUGAAAACGAAUGUUAACAUUUUUUUAAAAAAGAAUGUAAUAACGAAACAAUUAGAAACAAAUCAACAGAAACAUCGCUAUAGGAAAAUCAUACUGUUGGAAAUACGUGUAGUAAAAAUAUAAAUCCCCGUUUCCCCUGUUUAUAGUAAAUGAGUUUUUCUCUUGAAACUUUUUAUUCAGCAAGUUAACCGAUUGAGUUCUGUGUCAUAUGUAAACUCAACCAAAACCAGUUUAGGAUAAUACGAUUAAAAUCAAGGCUAUUUAAAUCGAAACAUUUCCAUGUCGAUUUUUCGCGAUGAUUUUGCUGUCAAAAAUCUGCUUACCAUUCGACUUUGUGUAUUGAAAUCUGACCAAAAACUGAGAACAUUUUCUUUACGAAUCCACGACAGCUCUUAUCUCAUCUUCUCGCCCCUUUUUUUCACAACUCACAACUUUCGGAAAUCUUUUUUUGCAUAUUGGUAGGCGAAAAGCAAACGACUGAACUAAGAUAAAUUGGGACUUAACCAAUCUAUUCAGGAUUUCACUGUCACAAAAUUCUUAAAAUUUUGUAUUACAUCCAAGAACAAAGUGGUGAACAUUUAGUGCUAAAAUAUAUUGCGAAAAACAGGAAGCAUAUAGGUGUUAUUAAUCAGUUCUGUGCCUAAGGAGAUAAGCUAUUAUUAUUUUUUUUUGCAAAACCGAUUGGCAAAACUUCGGGUGAUGAAGCUGAAUAUGUUCUAUAGAAUGGAAAUUCUUCAAACUAAUGGAUUUUCCACAUUGUCACGAGAAUACACAAAGUUGAAUAAUAAUUCAAAAUGGAAACAGCCAAAGCUGCACACGAGCUGAUUGUUAUUUAGUCUUUUUACUCAGCGUAGGAAGCUUUUUCAUCGUGAAACAUUUCAUCACUAAAAGUAUCGUGAGCCUAAGAAACAUUUCACGACCGAUGAAAUAUUUUAUCAAGUAACUAACGCGUUAUUUCCCAUUACGUCUUAGUCUGGUAAGCAUGUUUUGAAAGCUAUGGUUCAAGUACCAACAAUAUUAAAUUAACGUUAAUGUAAUAAUCAACAUGUAGAAUCUAUUACAAUAACGAAAUAUAUUACAAAAUACAUAAAAAAGGUGAGUUUUCAAUCGGAAAACCGGUGCACGAGUAAAAAUAUAAGAAUAUUGUGAUCGCAUAUAGUCUUGUGGUUUACUGUAGUUUGUUUUUAUUAAGGUAAUGAUUUAUAUCAAAUCAAUUUUUUUAUAUGAAUAUAUGAACAAAAAAGAAAAUGGUACUUAUAUUUACAAAACAAUAAUCAAAUUGAUCUGUGCGAAGAAAUAACCACUAAAGCGUUUCGAACUGCAUUUGCGGGCGGCUUAUAUCUUUUCUCUCAAUUGAACCGAAAAGCCUGCUCCAGGGAAACCAAAUAUAAUAUUGCUACACGUUUUGCAUUUUUUAACCAAUUUUCCCACUUACACAACGUCCAAUUCUACGAACAAUUUAUGAGCAAAAACACAACCAAAAGAAGUGCUUUUCUCACUUCCAGAAAAGAAUGCACACUAAAACGUUUUCGCAGUAGACCUAAGUUAAUUUACACACGCCAACUUGGAAGAGCAAAUGUUAAAUACAUAGCAAAACUUAGGAUUGAUAAAGACUUUUGUCCGAGGCACCUCCUUACAUUAAUAGUUGUACAAUUUGAACGUUUUGAUAGCAGAUAAUCUUUGAAAUACAUUAAAACCACCUUCCUUCAUAAGUAACUCUUCAGUUGUACCAGAUUAAUUGUUCGGUACGCUGCAAAAAACAACUACAUCCACUUCUACAACUAAAUAAUAAGAGCUACGCAUAAAAAUCCACCUAGAACUUUAUAUGUUUGUUAAUUUUUCCCAAUUUCUCUUACACCUAGGAAACAAGCAAAAUUGAAUCCAAAAUCAUGCAAGUUUAGAAAUAAAAUGCGUUUUGAUGUGCGUCUUGUAAUUCCAAAAAAAUACUUACGAAAAACAUGUUUCAUUCUAACAAGAUAUAUUAUUACCAAACCAAACAAAAAUCUCGAAUAUAUAAGGAAACCGUUAAGAGUAAGUUGUAAUCAUUUUAUUGCAUUUGAUAUCGCUAGAUAAAAGAAAAAUGAUACAAACACAACCAAUAGCAAAAGAGGAAAAAAAAGUAACUCAACACUAACGAGAAACCAGUUCAAACCAAACGACAUAGUGAUGAAACUAAUGCAAAAGAUCAGAACAUGAAGCGAACCGAACAGUGAACGAUUAAUCGAUAUUGCGGCAAUGUCAGGCGAAGGGCCGUUGCUUACACAGCAGUUGGAUUACAGGCUAAUAACCGAAGGAAAAGUGCGUAGAUUUAGUGCGAAUGAACAAAAGAUCGAACAGGAAAGCAGUUUCAUGGUGUGAAUGCUUCAAUAAAAGUAAUAUAUUAUAUACAGAAGGAAA
Messenger RNA from Malaya genurostris, 14427 nucleotides. It is a transcript of the gene tun, whose product is annotated as protein N-terminal glutamine amidohydrolase. Gene Ontology annotation, molecular function: protein-N-terminal glutamine amidohydrolase activity; protein-N-terminal asparagine amidohydrolase activity. Gene Ontology annotation, cellular component: cytosol; nucleus. Bases 1296 to 1928 code for a protein of 210 amino acids. NCBI's taxonomy places the organism in Eukaryota, Metazoa, Arthropoda, Insecta, Diptera, Culicidae. The record is from RefSeq and is a predicted model, not a curated record. The transcript is spliced from 4 exons.